This is a messenger RNA of Oncorhynchus kisutch (coho salmon), 5640 nucleotides long. RefSeq names its product glutaminase kidney isoform, mitochondrial-like. Gene Ontology annotation, biological process: L-glutamine catabolic process. The transcript has 18 exons. Bases 286 to 2124 code for a protein of 612 amino acids. The record is from RefSeq and is a predicted model, not a curated record. Gene Ontology annotation, molecular function: protein binding; glutaminase activity. Lineage: Eukaryota; Metazoa; Chordata; Actinopteri; Salmoniformes; Salmonidae.
CCUAGAAUGUGCUUGGUUGUAAUUUCUCAUUGGUCACUGUGCUGACCAAUGCCGGACCUGACAAUACUCAGACGUCGUCGCCAGAGCUCGCUGCUUGUGCUCUCACCGCGACAAGUUUAGAACGUGACAACAGGAUUUGAUCUGUAUAACUGUUGUGGAUUUGGCCAAAAGCGGAACUAUAUCAGACUGCGGAGAAAUAGUGGAAAGUAACGAAAAUAACGAGAAGGUUUCCCGAAGGCAGUUAUUCUCCUAGUCUGCUCUUAUUUGUGUAUAAAGUUGUAAACCAUGCAUUGUUUGAAAAUAUUACGGGUGACCAACGCAGCAGCUGCGCAAACCUUUGUGACAGACGCCACUAAAAAAGUGAUCAAAAAGUGUUGUUAUAACUGUUUAUUACCGGGUUGUCAUCGUACCGUUAAAAUUCACUGUUUCAACACAAGUUCAACAGAUCAGCACCGCAUUGGAACAACCUCAGAUAUGGACCACGUGCUUCCCAAACUUGAUGUAAAGGGUCUGUUCUCAGGAGUUGAAGAUAUGCUUUUCUACACCAUCACAGAUGGUCAGGAACAAGUCCCCGUCUCACACUUUAUCUCUGCCCUGAAGAAAACUGGUCUUAAUGCGUCAGACCCCCGACUGAAGGACUGUAUGGACAAGCUGCAACGCUCCGUAACGGAAUCCUUUCAUGACGUCAUGAUGGACCGGGAACUCUUCCACAAGUGUGUUGGUGGGAACAUAGUGCUUCUGAUUCAGGCCUUCAGAAAGAAGUUCAUCAUCCCUGAGUUUGAUGCCUUUGUAACAAAGAUAGAUCAAAUCUACGACACCGUCCAGAAAAACCAUGACGGACAUGUAGCAGUCUACAUUCCCCACCUGGCCAAGUUCAGUCCUGAUCUCUGGGGUGUGUCUCUGUGUACUGUAGAUGGACAGAGACACUCAGUAGGAGAAAGCAAGCAGCCCUUCUGCCUCCAGUCGUGUGUGAAGCCUCUGGAGUAUGCUGUGGCCAUUCACGAGGCUGGGACAGAGAAGGUACACCGCUAUGUGGGGAUGGAGCCCAGCGGACUCAAGUUCAACAAGCUCUACCUGGAUGAGGAAGACAAACCCCACAACCCCAUGGUGAAUGCUGGAGCCAUUGUCAUCAGCUCUCUUAUCAAGCCUGGCUCAAACAAGGCAGAGAAGUUUGACUAUGUGAUGGAUUUCAUCAAGAAGAUGGCUGGUCAAGAGUACGUGGGGUUCAGCAAUGCCACGUUCCAGUCUGAAAAAGAAACAGGCGACAGAAAUUUUGCAAUUGGAUAUUACCUCAAAGAGAAGAAGUGUUUUCCUCGUGGGGCAGAAAUGAUUGAUGCACUGGACUUCUACUUCCAGCUGUGUUCCAUAGAGGUGACCUGUGAGUCUGGGAGUGUCAUGGCUGCCACGCUGGCCCAUGGGGGCAUCUGCCCAAUCACAGGCGAGCGGGUGCUGAGUGCCGAGGCCGUACGGAAUACCCUGAGUCUCAUGCACUCCUGCGGCAUGUACGACUUCUCUGGACAGAUGGCCUUCCAUGUGGGCUUGCCUGCAAAGUCUGGGGUGUCUGGAGCGGUUCUGUUGGUUGUCCCUAACGUCAUGGGGGUGAUGUGUUGGUCACCUCCUUUAGACAAGGUUGGAAACAGUGUCCGAGGAAUACAUUUCUGCCAGGAGCUGGUGUCUUCGUUUAACUUCCACAACUAUGACAACCUGAGACACUUUGUCAAGAAACAGGACCCUCGAAGGCAGGACGGGGAUGAUAGGAACAAGUCUGUGGUGAACUUGAUGUUUGCAGCCUACAGUGGAGAUGUGUCAGCCCUCAGAAGGUUUGCUCUGUCCUCGAUGGACAUGGAGCUGAAAGACUAUGACUCUAGGACAGCUCUACACGUGGCUGCAGCAGAGGGUCAUGUAGAAGUGGUACGGUUCCUAACAGACACCUGCAAAGUGAACCCCUUUGUGAAAGAUAGGUGGAGCAGCAUACCCCUGGACGAUGCCCUGCAGUUUGGCCACGGUGCCGUGGUGAAGGUCUUACAGGAGUACCAGGUGGCUUGCCAGGAACAGGACAGACUACCAGUGGCUGAUAUCAUACCCAUCCCCCCUAAACUAGAGACUGUUGAAGGCAUGGUGUGACCAGGGGGGCCGUUGGGAUCAGGCUCUACCAUUAGCAGUGCUGAUCUACCAUCAAUUUUGGUGUAAUGAAACAGAUAAUUAUAGACAUUGAGGACCUGAUCCUAGAUCAGCACUCCUACUUGAUAAAUCAUUAGGCCCCAAACGGAAGAAAACGUACUGAAACAUGGAGGGACUCCAAGUCCAAUAACAAACACUCAUUUUAGUUUUCAGUUGCAAAUGGUAGUGUCCGAAGUGGCACUCUAUUUUAUAUAGGCCUUUAGUGCAUUCGUUUUGGUUAGUAGUGUGUAUGAGGAAUAGGGAUGCCAUUAGGGACGCAACCCUCUACACGCUUAGAAAAAGAUAUCUAGAACCUAAAAGGGUUCUUCGGAUAUCCCUAUUGGAGAACCCUUUGAAGAACCCUUUUUGGUUCCAGGUAGAACUCUUUUGGGGUUCCAUGUAGAACCCUUUCAAACCAAGUGUUCUACAUGGCACCCAAAAGGGUUCUACUUGGAACCAAACAUUUUUAAACCUGGAACCAAAAAGAACCCUUUUGGAACCUUUUUUUCCCCUAAGAGUGUAGUGCUACUCCUUCCACCAGGACUUGUCUCUCUGACGUCCCUGGGUGUGUCCCAAUAAAUUGUACUUUCUCCUGAAGUGUACACUUGUUCACUACUUCCCACAAAUCUAAAAGCAUUGGAUUGGUGGAGGCGUGGGCUAGUGGGUGUUUCCACCUUAUUUCUUAUACCAGUCAUUGUUCUUCAAAUCAGUGAAAUGCACCCUUUGGGAGGAAGGAGAUAUCUUUGGGACAGACUCCCUAUCUUGUAUGCAAUAUUUACUCCUCUCCUAGGCUGGAUUUAUAUACAGGAGGACACCUGAGAGUGAGGCUGGACAUGUACAGGAGACCUGUGAGUUGAGUGUUGGAGAAGUUCAACAUCAUGAGCGGGACGUUCAGUGUUCUAUCACGAAAAAUGUGUCGACAUUCUAUUUUUCCUGACUAAAACUAUGCCUAUAACGAGACGAGGUGCCCUCGAAAAUAUAACUAUGACAAAUGUUUUUCUGUUUGAGUUGAUGAAAAUGUAACGAGAUUUGACGUGACGCCCCUUUUAAUCUGUUUUGUCCAAUCAGAAGCAUGCAUACCUUUGCAGCAUAUUUAAUUAAAUUCUCUUAUUGGCUGAUAACAUCUGUCAUGCGCCUGGGCUACUUGAGUUUAUAGCCCUACCAGUCUUUCCAACACACACAGCUCCCAGGCGGUCGCUUCAAUCGUCUCUUUUUUGAACUGAUGCUCAGAGAACUUCUAAAUUGUAACUAACCUCUAUUCUGUUAAGAAACAAUCAUGUUCGAUAUUUUUUACUUUGAUCACAUCCGAAUCUAUACGUUGCCAUUUGCUGAUUCAUUAGUGUUGCCGCUCUCGCGGUACGCAAAUAAGUCGCAGUUACUUUUUUUCCCGAUUGGAAAUACUACUGCUAUUUACUGAAUAUCAGGAAUACAGCAAUAAUUCUGUAUUCGUUGGAAAGCUCUGAUUCUCCCCCUUUUUCAAUCGAGUCACUGUUAUUUUAACCCCGUCAGGCGGUUAUGAUGGUAGAAAACCACAGCUGUUAAUUGGUUAACCUGUAUCCAAUCACGGCUAUUGUUACUUCCACAAUAGCAAUUUUGCCAGCUACGUUAUAGCAGGGUAUACACACUAUACUAGUAAGCCUAGUUGGACAAGGCUGAAUAUGCACACGAUCAAAGUUAGGGAGAAGACUAAAUAUGAGUUAUUUAGUGGAAAAUGCAUUGAUUAAAAUAUGACUAAAACUACACAAAAAUUAUCCAGUUUUAUUCGACUGAUAGUUUCUAAAAGGAUUGAAAUGGCUCAAAUUUGACAAAGACUAAAAGCUAUUUUAGUCCCCCCCCCAAAAAAAAUGAAAACUGCUGGUUACCAGUCUGUGUGCCAUCAAGACAUAACACGUUUGGCACGACCAGGAGUGGACAUGAUAGCACACACACAUCUGGGACCAGGCUACAUAUAAAGAGGCGAGUUGCCUUGGUAGUGUUUUUUUUUAGCGAGGGGGCCUUUUUGCCAAUUAACAACACACAGCUGACCUGUCAAGAAACAGCUUCGUCGUUCUCGUCUGUGCACUUGGUGUUUACGUGUAUGCUGCAUCAGAGAGCGCCUUUUGGCUUUGCGGUUUACCGGUGAAGAUUAGCACGUUGUUGAUACAUGAGCUGAGGUUGUGCUACAAGGGCGCAACAGACAGACACUUCUAAGACCCAGUAAUGAUGACGGGGUUCAGAUAUCAUGGUGUCUGUUUCAGUAAUGAUGAAGGGGUUCAGAUAUCAUGGUGUCUGUUUCAGUAAUGAUGAAGGGGUUCAGAUAUCAUGGUGUCUGUUGUUUCAGUAAUGAUGAAGGGGUUCAGAUAUCAUGGUGACUGUUGUUUCAGUAAUGAUAAGAGGGGUUCAGAUAUCAUGGUGUCUGUUGUUUCAGUAAUGAUGAAGGGGUUCAGAUAUCAUGGUGACUGUUGUUUCAGUAAUGAUAAGAGGGGUUCAGAUAUCAUGGUGUCUGUUGUUUCAGUAAUGAUGAAGGGGUUCAGAUAUCAUGGUGACUGUUGUUUCAGUAUUGAUAAGAGGGGUUCAGAUAUCAUGGUGUCUGUUGUUUCAGUAAUGAUGAAGGGGUUCAGAUAUCAUGGUGACUGUUUCAGUAAUGAUGAAGGGGUUCAGAUAUCAUGGUGUCUGUUGUUUCAGUAAUAAUGAAGGGGUUCAGAUAUCAUGGUGUCUGUUGUUUCAGUCAUCAUCGUGCUUCUACACCUGCAUUGCUUGCUGUUUGGGAUUUUAAGGCUGGGUUUCUGUACAGCACUUUGAGAUAUCAGCUGAUGUAAGAAGGGCUUUAUAAAUCGAUUUGAUUUGAUGUCUUUGGCCUCAUUGAGUACCUGGGGCUCAGUUCCAAAGUUACUUAUAAAUUAUUAACAUAUAACUUAGAGGGAAGCAAUGUUAUUUGGGCAUGCAUUCUAAGUGGUGUGCUAGAAUGGACAUUGGUGCGUAAGCUGGGUUUUAUUAUAUUCAGUUACUUAAUUCUACAAGUAUGUCACUUACUUUAUUUACCUUUAUACCAUUUGUAGUUUAUUAGAGAUCAACUGUUUGUCCAUGGAUGUUAUACAUGGACCAACAAAUGUGGAAUGUUGAAACCAAGAUAUGAGAGAAACGGUGACGUACAGGCACGUCUCUGACGUGAAACCGAGCACGUCUGCAAACAUUGAAUUGGACUUUGUCUAAAUACUGUAUUGCUCAAACGUAAAUAAGAAAGUGUAUUUCCUAAUACCUGAUUAUUUUAUUGGGGGUAUUCUCUAGCACUGUGUGUGUUUUAACUUGUUCUUCACCUGAAUUCAUCACCAUUUUUUUAUGUCUUGGUUAUUUAAAAUGUAUGCAAUAUGAAAGAGAUUAUCUAUUAAACAUUUUCAUGUUUUCACCCCCAUGGGUAAUGUUAUGGAAUUAUAUAUAUAAGGGGAUUUCCUAUGUAGGGAAAAAUAUAGUUGUUGACAAUAAAAUUUGUUUUCAAUAGAU